GAUCUCUCUCAUCAUUCGUCCGUCAGCGUCAGCAAGCGAAGAUAACUGGAAAAGAUCCCCAAAAACAUUCGUCCCUCGCGUCGCGCUGCAACUUCUUUUAUCCGGCUGCCCGUUCCAGAAGUGAAAAAAGACGUACACGUAGACAAUCGAGUGCAGGUAUUUUAUCCAUAUCGCGGUGGUGCUGUCGUCAUUUUAGGCACCCGGAUAUCUCGUUCCUUCGGGAAGAAAGUGCUGUGAAAUAGUUCGUUUUAGCUGCGUGCGGAAACCGUCGGAAUGCGGGUAACCAACAUCCGCCGGGGUCGAAUCGCCCGGAUUGCCGUCACCGUUGUGAUCUUGGUUUUGAUCCUGUACAUGAUCGCGACCUGGUCCGGCGUUGACCAUCGAACGGUGAAAGAUGCGUACAAUUCGCGAUUCGCUGCCAAGCUGACCGGGAACCAAGGAGGCCACCGGGCCCAGCAGGAUCAUCGGAACGAGUUCCCGGUGCUGAUCGAAGGACUGGGCAACUUCGAACCGAAGGAAGUCGAUCGUCGUGAUGGCCCCGGUGAAGGGGGCAAGGCCUACAUUCUGCCGGAGGAUCAGCAAAAUCGGGCCUCCGAUGCGGAGAUGGAAUAUGGCAUGAACAUUGUAGUUUCGGACACAAUUUCCUUAGAUCGAACCAUCCGGGACACCCGACUGGAGGAGUGCAAGCACUGGGACUACCCGCACAAUCUGCCCACGACCAGCGUGAUCAUUGUGUUCCACAACGAGGGCUUCUCGGUGCUGAUGCGAACUGUCCACUCGGUCCUGAACCGCUCACCGAAGCACGUCCUGCACGAGAUCAUCCUGGUGGACGACUUCUCCGACAAGGAAGACCUCAAAGAAAAGCUGGAGAACUACAUUGAGAGGUUCGAUGGCAAGGUGAAACUGAUUCGGAACGUCGAGCGGGAGGGUUUGAUUCGGACAAGGUCUCGAGGGGCCAAGGAAGCCACCGGGGAAGUUAUCGUGUAUUUGGAUGCCCACUGCGAGGUGAAUACGAACUGGCUGCCUCCGCUGUUGGCGCCCAUCUAUCGGGAUAGAACCGUGAUGACGGUGCCGGUGAUUGAUGGAAUUGACCAUAAGACGUUCGAGUACCGGCCGGUGUAUGCGGAUGGGCAUCAUUACAGGGGCAUCUUCGAAUGGGGCAUGUUGUACAAGGAGAACGAGGUGCCUCGCCGGGAGCAGAAACGCCGAAAGCACGACAGCGAACCCUACAAAAGCCCGACGCAUGCCGGCGGUCUCUUUGCCAUCAAUCGUGAGUUCUUCCUCGAAAUCGGCGCCUACGAUCCGGGUCUGCUGGUCUGGGGCGGAGAGAACUUCGAGCUGAGCUUCAAGAUCUGGCAGUGCGGUGGCAGUAUCGAGUGGGUCCCGUGCUCCCGAGUGGGCCAUGUGUACCGUGGCUUCAUGCCGUACAACUUUGGCAAGCUGGCCAACAAGAAGAAGGGACCACUGAUCACGAUCAACUACAAGCGAGUCAUCGAAACGUGGUUCGAUGAGCAGUACAAGGAGUACUUCUACACUCGGGAACCUCUGGCACGGUUUCUGGAUAUGGGUGAUAUCAGCGAACAGUUGGCUCUGAAGGAACGCCUGCAGUGCAAGAGCUUCCAGUGGUAUAUGGACAACGUUGCUUACGACGUGUUGGACAAGUAUCCGGCACUUCCAGCCAACUUGUUCUGGGGAGAGCUGAAGAAUUCCGGAACGGAGAAGUGCGUCGAUGCGCUGGGUCGUCAACCUCCGGCGAUGAUCGGACUACAGCACUGCCAUGGCCAGGGCCAUAAUCAGUUGAUACGGUUGAACGCCGCUGGGCAGUUGGGUGUUGGGGAGCGGUGUAUCGAAGCGGACAAUAUGGGCAUCAAAUUGGCCUUCUGCCGGAUGGGAACGGUCGAUGGUCCGUGGCAGUACGACGAGAACACCUCCACGCUGCUGCACCGGACGUACAAAAUGUGCAUGGGAUACCAUCCGCAAACGCGAGCCCUGGCACUGAUGCCAUGCGACGUGCACAAUGCAUAUCAAUCUUGGAAGUUCCACACCAUCACUCCGCGGUGGUAGUCGAAUGGCGGAUAGUUCCGUCCGGGCUCGACGCUGCACAACAUUCCAGAUCACACCACGGAACGGGCUUAAGCUCUUCACCGACGAUAGGUGGGGGCGGUGUCGACAACCGCCUACGUGAAGAACUUAGCCUACGUUCCUUUCUCAGCUGACUAACACUUGUACAUAAACGUAAGAAACUGUUUAGGAACUUUUUUAAGGCGAUCCUCGUCCGCCAAAACUGUUACACAGUAAAGCUGCAAUACUUGGGAAUAGCGAUUUGCCAAAAUGACUUAAAAUUUCCGGAAAAGGAGCAAUCACUUAAUUUAUCGAUCGAUUCAAUUUGAAACAGUAGGAUAUGUUACCCCCAAGGCAGUGCACAGUGGAAAAAAGUCCGACCCAUAUUCGGAACUUGUUUUGUGUCUUUGGUUUCACACCUUUCAAAAACCAGCGUCACGAAAUAAGUGCGAUUAUGGCUAGGAUUUAGCCCACUAAGCAAUGACCUGUUUGUCGUGCAAAAACCGAACAAAUUAUUAGCGGUACAAUUAAAGCGCGUACGAUCGCGUGUGCCUUCUUUUACAGUUGACAAAAAUUCCGCUGACGGAGGAUUGCAACAUUUUUUUUGUUAUUAAGUUGAGGUACCGUUUGUGUUGGAAUGCAGAACCUUAAAUUGUGAAAUCAAAAGAUUGACUGAAUUUUGUGUUAGUACGAUACACCCGUGUGCUCCAUUACAAUACGAUACAAGACUUCCUCAUUAUCAAUAACUCAAUAGUGAGAUACUGGUACAUCACGCCAGCCCCGAUUUACAACGCGGUACAGUAGCAUUUAAACUAUAAGAAUCCCACACACACAAUGGCAAUCCUUCUUGAUAUAAACUAGGAGUAUUAUCGAAGCACAUGAGCUGAUACGGAAAUGUAAA
Messenger RNA from Aedes aegypti (yellow fever mosquito), 2962 nucleotides. It is a transcript of the gene Pgant7, whose product is annotated as N-acetylgalactosaminyltransferase 7. Lineage: Eukaryota; Metazoa; Arthropoda; Insecta; Diptera; Culicidae. Bases 274 to 2064 code for a protein of 596 amino acids. Gene Ontology annotation, cellular component: Golgi apparatus. The transcript is spliced from 3 exons. The record is from RefSeq and is a predicted model, not a curated record.